CUCAACCCAAAUUCUCAUAGUCUUCAUUUCAAUAUGUCUACCUCCACGCAAAACACAACACCAAUCAGCAGCGUGGGAGAUGAUGUUAAUAAGGGGAAAGAGGACAACGAUCCUCAGACGAUAUUCUACCUAAACCGUAUCUUAGCGGCCUCAUCGCAGCAAGCCAUUGACACCCCCUUAGAGGAUAUAUGGACCACUCUCUACUUUUGGGCGCCCAGAAUUGAGCAAACAGUCCAACAGCAACUUGGCAAUGAUGAUAUUCACGAACACCAUAGCCUCAAAGCAAGCUGGGAGCGAGCUGCUUACCGUGUCAGACUCGUUGACCACCUCGCGAGGACUACUCCUUGGCUGAUGAUGGUUCGUGACAACUCGGCGGCCCCCUCGGAUGAAAAGCUGAUCGGCGAAUACCAUCAUGACAAAAUGAUCUACCAACAUGCCGUCUCCGAUUAUCUCCAAGUGAAUCUCCCCGCGGAUGUUCCAGUGGAGAAACUGCAAAUCAUUGAGAGAUACAUUACGGAAACGAUUGUGCUCGGCCAAGAUAUAACAGACAAAGACCUUCGCUUCGCUCUGGUCUACCCACUGAUGAUCGAAACUGGCAUUUCCCUGCAGUCAGGGGUUCGUGUGAUAACCUUUACUUUCACAACCAAGCACCCUGAUGAGUCUACUAAGGUGGUGUCGAUUUCCAAGACUAUAUAUGAAGCAAGAAUCAAUAAAAGGCUCUUUGAUGGACAGACGUUCGACCAGGAGUAUUUGGCAUUGGGGAAGGGUCUUGUGGCAGAUGCCACCUUUGAUUUCUUUGCUUAAAGGCAACCAAAGUGUCUAUCCUACACGAAUGUCGCUUAGAUUAUAGCACUUGAACACAAUUUCUUACAUUUGUACC
Hypoxylon fragiforme is the source of this 880-nucleotide messenger RNA. RefSeq lists its product as uncharacterized. The coding region runs from base 34 to 804 and encodes 256 amino acids. The transcript has 3 exons. NCBI's taxonomy places the organism in Eukaryota, Fungi, Ascomycota, Sordariomycetes, Xylariales, Hypoxylaceae. The record is from RefSeq and is a predicted model, not a curated record.